Molecule: messenger RNA, 1419 nt
Organism: Cutaneotrichosporon cavernicola
Lineage: Eukaryota; Fungi; Basidiomycota; Tremellomycetes; Trichosporonales; Trichosporonaceae
Exons: 2
Coding region: 1-1419 (472 amino acids)
Source: RefSeq, a predicted model, not a curated record
AUGGCAGCCGCAACCCAAGAUGUUCGGCCCAUGUCCAUGCACGAGCGCUACAGCCUUAUGCGCCAGAACACUGGGCACCCGCACGUGAUCCUUCACGUCGUAUCGUACCUGCCUGACGCGAUGCCUUCUUCUGCAGCCCUCGAAAGACGUGUGGACGAGCUGCAGGCCGCGCUGCCGAUGCUCUCCGCGCGCGUGGUCGGUGCACACACUACAAAACCCGGUUAUGUCCCGGGUGAUGCGUGGCCGGCCUCCAAUAUCGUCACCCAGGCCCCGGCGGUGUCCGAUUCGGUAGCCGCGUACAAAGCGGCCAUGGACGCGUUUACGGCGUCCGCUAUCGCGACCUUGACAGGAACCGCGGCCCCGAUGUGGCGCGUCACCCUCUUCGCGUCUGAUAAUGGGGAAGGAUACAUGACACUCGCGAUCAACCAUCUCCUCAUUGACGGACGCGGCUCAACUCUGCUCCUUGCCGCGCUCACCGCGGACCUCAAUGCUCCCUCCACAGUCGAACUUGAGGCUUGGGAAAAGCCCACAACGUUCGACGACACGAUCCCGACUACGCCUUCUCUCCGUUUCCUUCUUCCGAUCGUGUUCCGCGAACUCCUCCUCCCCAAGCUCCCACGCUUCGUCCAGUCACCCUUCCUCGCGUCGGACCCGUGGCCCGCUGAACGUCCCGGUGAUUCCCUCACGUGCGGGUGGGACAUCCUCCUCCUCUCCCUCUCACCCGACCUCAUUGUCAAGGUGAGGGAAGCUGGGACUGGGCAUGGGAUCCGCACCCUCCACCCGCUGCUUAAGAUGGCGUACUGCGCGGCAAUGUGGCGGGUGUUCGCCAAGUCGACACUGCACAUCACGGUCGACACGGCGCGAUCUGAGCGGGACGCUGCGCUUGGGCAUGCCGCGAUCACGCACAACUACGUCAGCAGCACGAUGUGGGACGCCACCCUGGCUGGGGAAGAUGACUUCUGGGAGCGCACAAAACAGCUCGCACAGGCCGUGGGGCCGGCCGGCGUGCUACCUGGACGCAUGAACAUGGGUUUGCUGCGUCACAUCCCCGAUCCUGAGGUGGACGAGAAUGCACCAGGGUUCAAUCCACUGCGCCCAACGGGAUGGGAGAAGUACUUUGUCGAGCGUACGCAGUCGGGUCGGCCCUUCCGCGACUCCAUGGCACUAAGUAACCUUGGUCGUAUCGCGCUUCCUCCAGGCGCGAGCGACGCGUGGUGGGGCCAGACGGCGACGCCAUUCGGAAGCGCCAUCAUGGCAAACGCUAUUGGGCAUGAGGGCGGCGUGCGCCUCAGCAGCGCUUUCCGCCUAAUCACGACCAGCAUCGAGGAGGCAGCCGAGAUGCAUGCCGUGAUUGAGCGCGUGCUCGAUCGCAUGGCUGGCGAGGGCGAGGACAUGACGCUGGCGGAGAUCACCGCCUAG